Molecule: messenger RNA, 204 nt
Organism: Cylicocyclus nassatus
Lineage: Eukaryota; Metazoa; Nematoda; Chromadorea; Rhabditida; Strongylidae
Source: the annotation of a GenBank genome assembly
UUAUCCACAGACGAUUUUCGCUGCUUAAUAAACAACGGAUUUACAUUCUACGUUGGUAGAGUGUGGAGGAGCACAAGAAAUCACACGAACUUUUACGAUAUGAAGGGCAUGCAGAGUAUGAAGAAUGCUUAUGAAGCUGGUUUUAAAGUCUACGCCUAUAUUUCUCCUUGUUUGGCUAAAAGAUGUGCGCUUCCGCAAAAUCAG